UCAAGGCGCUUUGUUGUUCUUUCGGCAGAGAAAACGGGUAAAAAGUACAGACAAAACAAACGCUCUAGUGUAAGAUAACGCUUUAUUUGGUUCAAUAUAGUUAAAGUCCGACCAACGGUGAAGUCAGACUGAUGUCGCCGGGUGAAAAGUGGAGAAUUUGUGGGACCAAAUCAGCUCAGCGGUGAGCUAGCUUUAGCCUCUCCGGGAGGAGCGGAAGGAAUUCAAGGCACUGGGAAGAAGGGAAGAAAUCUCUGCUGGGAUGCCUAACGCAAGUUGGGGAAAAGCUGUUUUUUUCAGUUCCGCCUGGUAUCAUGGCACUAUACAGAUAAAUUAUGCAUUCUUUUGACUUAUAUCAAACUAAAGGAACACUUUAAUGGUUAUUUUCUAACUGUUAAGGUGCGAGUUUAGCGAGUUAGCCACGUAGCUACGUAGCCUUCAAUAGGAAGUCUUUUAAAAUGGCGGAAGGUUGGCCCAUUCCUUCGGCUGUUGUCUUCAUGCUGUUGAGUUUGAGUGCCUGGGCUGUUGGGUCUUGUCCUUCUCCAUGCUCGUGUUACAGAGGACAGGAUGAAGUCCAAAUUCUGGACUGCAAUAGGAAAAGGCUGUCGGUGUCUCCAGUGGACCUGCCAGAAGGGAUAACACAAGUCACUAUGAAUCACAACGAGCUGGCUGUUUUCCCCUUUCUUGGAGACAUUUCCCCAAAUGUCACCUCGCUGUCAUUAGUCCACAAUCGGAUCUCAGAGCUGUCGAUGCACCAGCUGCAGCCGUACGUUUCACUCGAGACUCUGGACCUGACGUCUAACUCCAUAUCUGAGAUCAAAGUCGGAUCCUUCCCCUCCAUGCAGCUGAAAUAUCUGAAUUUGAGUAAUAACAAGAUCAGCGUCCUUGAGCCUGGCUGCUUUGAAAACAUCUCCAACUCUCUGCUGGUGCUGAAGCUGAACAGGAACAGAUUAGCUGUGCUGCCAUCCAAAGUCUUCAGACUUCCACAGCUUCAGUUCCUUGAAAUGAAGCGCAACAAGAUCAAGAUCGUGGACAGCUUGACAUUUAAGGGAAUGGACUCUCUGAAGUCACUGAAGAUGCAGAGGAACGGCAUCACCAAGCUCAUGGAUGGAGCCUUCUUUGGGCUUAACAACAUCGAAGAAUUAGAACUGGAGCACAACAACUUAACCGAGGUCGCCAAAGGUUGGCUGUAUGGCCUGCGCAUGCUGCGUGUGCUGCGGGUCAGCCAGAAUGCUGUCGGCAUCAUCCGACCAGACGCCUGGGAGUUUUGCCAAAAGCUUGAAGAACUAGACUUGUCCUUCAAUCAUCUCACCAGACUUGAAGAGACAGCGUUUGUUGGACUAGGUCUUCUUGAGAAUCUGAACCUGGGAGAAAACUCCAUCAGCCAUUUGGGGGAGGGAGUCUUCAGUGGCUUGGCAGGUCUGCGCACCCUAGAUAUACGUAACAAUGAAAUCUCCUGGGCCAUUGAAGACUCCAUCGGUGUAUUUGAGGGGAUGAAGAAGCUGAACACCCUGAUUCUCCAGAGGAACAAAAUCAAAUCAAUCACUAAGAAAGCGUUUGAGGGCCUGGAUGAGCUGGAGCACCUAGAUCUCAGCAAGAACGGCAUCAUGUCGAUCCACCCUGAGGCCCUGUCCCACUUGAAACUUAAAGUGUUCGUGCUGAACACGAGCAGCCUGCUGUGCGACUGCCACAUGCAGUGGUUGGGGCCCUGGCUGACUGACAGCCCGUUCCUGCAAUCUGUCUCCGCUGUUUGUGCUCAUCCCGCCAGCCUCCUCGGUCGCAGCGUCCUGUCCAUCAGCCCGGAAGAGUUUGUUUGUGAUGAUUUCCCCAAACCUCACAUCACGACUCACCCAGAGACAUCCGUGGCUCUGCGAGGGAACAACGUGACCCUGAGCUGUAUCGCAUCAAGCAGCAGUGAUUCUCCGAUGAUGACAGCUUGGAGGAAAGACGGCGAGGUUCUGUAUGAUGCAGAAGUGCAAAACUAUGCCCGCUACCAGGAGGGAGAGCUGAUCUACACCACGGUGCUCCACCUUCUCAAUGUGAACUUCACUGACGAGGGGCGUUACCAGUGUGUGGUCUCCAAUCACUUUGGCUCCAACUACUCCAACAGAGCCAAGCUGACCGUCAAUGAGCUGCCAUCCUUUCUAAAGACUCCCAUGGACCUGACAAUCCGGACCGGGACAAUGGCCAGGCUGGAGUGUGCCGCUGAAGGCCAUCCAUCACCCCAGAUUGCUUGGCAGAAAGACGGAGGCACUGACUUCCCCGCUGCCCGGGAGCGCAGGAUGCACGUAAUGCCAGAUGACGACAUCUUCUUCAUUGCCAACGUGAAGACAGAAGACAUGGGAGUUUACAGCUGUACGGCUCAGAACGCAGCUGGCAGCUUGUCUGCAAAUGCUACUCUCACCGUCCUAGAAACUCCAUCCUUCAUGCGGCCGCUGGAGGACCGAACAGUGGCCCGCGGUGAGACCGCUGUGCUUCAGUGUAUCGCCGGAGGCAGCCCUGCUCCCCGUCUCAACUGGACUAAAGACGACGGCCCUCUGGUGCUCACAGAACGCCACUUCUUCGCCGCAGCUAACCAGCUCCUCAUCAUCGUCGACGCUGGUCCUGCUGAUGCUGGAAAGUACACCUGCAUCAUGUCCAACACUCUUGGGACAGAACGGGGCCACAUCUACCUGAGUGUGUCACCGUCGCCAAACUGUGACACCGGUACAGGAUACGACCAGGACGGCUGGACCACGGUGGGCAUCGUGGUGAUCGUGGUGGUGUGUUGUGUGGUUGGAACAUCAUUGGUCUGGGUCAUUGUCAUCUAUCACAUGAGGAGGAAGAGCGAGGACUACAGCAUCACUAACACAGAUGAGAUGAAUCUGCCCGCAGACAUCCCCAGCUACCUCUCCUCUCAGGGAACUCUGUCUGAGCCUCAGGAAGGCUACAGUAACUCUGAGGCCGGCAGCCACCAGCAGCUCAUGCCUCCUCUCUCCAACGGAUACGUGCACAAAGGAGCAGAUGGUCUGUCAGGUGUGUGUUAUGGAGACACAGGCAGUGAGGUGGAAACUGAGGGGAACGGCCCGCUUCACUACAGGGUCGGCUCUCUUUUCACCGGCCGCAGCAGCUUCCAUCCAGGAGAGAACCGAGAGGGAUUAUCAGGGCUUAAUGCAGGUGGUGCAGGUCCGCUGGUCAUCUGCUCUGACUGCUACGACAACGCCAACAUCUACUCUCGAACACGAGAGUACUGCCCCUAUAACUUCCUGGGAGAGGAUGAUCAACUGGACAAGACCCUGCCAGGCCUGAAGGAAAGCUUCAGCGGGCACGCUCAGCACGAGGACGCGACACUGGAGAGCCUUAUUAGCAACCAGGACUCCUCCGUCUUUCUCACCUCACAUGAAAAAAGGCUGAGCAGCCACACUCCCCCGGAGCACUACACUAAUGAUUCUCUCAGUAGAUCGUUCUGGGGAGAAGGUGAAGAUCUGUCCUCGAAGCCCCACCUAGGAGCAUCCCAGCACCCAGUGACUGUCCACAGGACACCUCCUCUGAACUCCACCACUGACGGAGCGGAGGAGCAGAGUGAAGCAGAGCUGGACUGUUUACCCAGCCAACACACAAACGAGCACAGAAGUGCCUCUAAUAGGACUAACCCUCAGGAGCAUCCAGCUCCCACAUAGGUCUUCAACACUUCACCCACGCUCUGCCUCAGACUCCUCUUAGCUGCAGCCCCCUUACAACCCCCACCCACUACCUCCAAAGAGACUUGUCACUCUCUGCCAAAGAUGCUCUCUUCUAUGUUUACAUUCCCUUCUCGCUCAAGAGGACAUAAAAACGGUCUCCACUGUGGAACGACUGCUGUGUCUGAUGGGAGAAAUGGACCUGUAAUGAAAGUGACCUCCUCCUUGACACCUCCACCUCUGCAAGACGCCUGUUUCUUCCGCUCCUCUUUGUUCUCUUCCAGGAGGAGGAGAUGAAUGUAUGCUUUAAAGAGCCGGGUCGGAUGCUGCCAUGAGAGAAGACAUGUCUGUCUUUACAAGCUUUCUGCUCGGUUCACACUGCUGCUUUUGGGAUGAAAUUAGUCUCUCUAGACCUGGUACGGACACCUGCUGGAGCAGCGUACAUCUCUGGGAGAAAAUACAACCCUAGCUUUGGAAAAAUGGCAGAUUAAAAUGGGUUGUUGUUCCCUGAAGUUAAGAGGGAAAACAUACGUCCAGCAUUCUUGCAGCAAUCCCGAAUGACUCUAAACUAUGCUAUCUGCUAUCCUAUUAUGCAAAUCCCAGAGACACUGACACCAAACUGUGGUGUAUAUUAUAAAUAUAUAUGAAUAUAUCCGAUAUCAUCUUUAUCUGAUCUUGUUUUGUCCUAUGUGAAGCGCAAUAGUUGAAACUUAAUUUUUGUCUUUGUUAUGAGCAGGGGUGGGAGAAAGCGUACAGUUUUUUUGCACAUUCGACAAUCUCUGUUUUCUGUGGGUUGUCCAUCUGAUGGCCUUUAUCUCAAGCAUCCUCAGUAACCUCUUUCAGAUGACGUUAUAUUUACCACAUGCACUGAUUUGUUUUCUUUGACCAUAUCUUACAGGCACUUAAUUUAAUGGUGGCAAACCUCUCUAUGCAGUCUGCAUGCUGUCUCAAAAAGCUCAGAUCCUUCCGUAGAUGAUGAUUAAGCCUUAUAGUUUCACUCGGGACUGUGAAAAAUGAGAAUGUAAUGUAUUAUUUUAUACAUGUAUGUGUACAUAAUGUUAGUUAUCUAUGAAAUUCCACGUCCUCUGAGUCUGCAUUCAGAGAGCAUUCAGACACAAGCCGCAGUAAUCUGACAUCUCUAUAUUUCUGACUUUUCUGCCUUUUCCAGAGAAACUUUUACCUGUUGAGUCAGGUAACUAUGAAUGCUUUUACUUGGGAAAUAAUGUUUUUAGAUACCCAGAUGAUACGAAAAGAGUUAGUCUGUCUCCAGAUGACAGCUUUCAAGUUGCUCUGAGGAUAUAGACAGAAAACUGGCCGUCAUUUUGAAAGUUCUGUCAUUGCUUCAUCAAAUCUAAUUAACUAGUUGUCCUUGAAAAUUCUCCAGAGUUGACCUGUUGGGCUUCCUUUUGGAAAUUUUGUGAUUUCAGAAUCUUGCAUUGCUUGAUUCAUCCAUCAAAACACACUCAGUUGCCAUUUUAUUUGUACACCUGCCUGCUGCAAAUGCAGUCUAAUACAACAGCCCUUUGAAAAAUCAUACAUUCAAGAUGUUUAUCAAAGACAAAGAAGUGAAAGUGCUGCAAAGUUUUUGUAGUAAUCAUAUAUGCAGUAGAUUCUAUUUUGAUACUUAAGGUUAACUGUUGAUGAGAACAAUUGAUCCUCAAUUUAUCCUCAUCCUUAUGUCAUGUAAAUUAAAGGCAUUUUAAUUCUGUACAUAGCUCAGAGUGGUAAGGUUGUUUUCAAAGGGCAGUCAAGAGUUUUUACGUUUUGUUUGAAGUAAUUUUAACGUGUGCACCCACCAUCACAAAACAGAAGUUUAUUUGUUAAAUUGUGUUUAAUAGUUUUAGAGAGGUUUUUUUUAGAUUAUAUUAAUUUUGGAGGCUGUGAAAUGACUUUUAUUGAAGUGUAAUUUCAUGUCAACAUAAAUUAAUGUGGGAUUUAUUGCAGUUCUUUUGCAUCAUCCUGCAUUGGUGUGACUAAGAGCUCCAUCUUAAAUGGCAACUGGGUGUUUUUCAUACAUUUUUAAAGAACAAAAUUAAUGAAAUAUUCAAACUUGUUUUUCUUGCUCUGUUAUGCAGACAGAAUUUUAAAUGUAGCUGUGAUACUGAUAAAAAUCAAACAAUAUUGAUAUUUUUUUUAAUUCCACAGCAACAAAAUAGAAAUAUUGCAUUCAUAAUAUUAGGAACUUUAUCAUUUUCAUUAUGAAAUAUGGCAAGCACUGUGCUGCACACGAUUGCCAACACAUUACUAUGUGCAGGACUUUGACUUCACUGUCUGAUGGAUUCAUUCCUCUCCUGAGCAGCUUUUUAUGAAAUAGAUGAUUUUGUUGUUAAAGCUUCUGUACUUUCCUGUUCUAUCUUUAAAAUAAGAUAAACCGUAUCAUUUUAAAGUAAGUGGCAUGGAAAGUGUAAAGGUUUGAACCUUCUAGGAAAUGUUGAAAUGUUCUCUGGGUUUGUCAAUCAUGUUUUUUCUUUUAAUCGACACAUUCCAAACCUGUUUCACCAAAUGUUUUAUUACCAGGAAAUUUAUGACCAACAGCUUUAGUUUUUAAGCCAAGAACUAUUCAAACAUAACCGUCCUAUGGAUUUGAAACACUCCCUGAUACAUGUUUUUGUUCCCUGACUGGUUGCUGCGAUCAAAUUCCUCCUAGUGAAUGCCUAUUAGUCGGAAAGAGCUACAUGUUUGGGCCAAGGUUGUCAUUGUACUUUGAUACAGCACUAGUAGAAAUCAAACUUUAACAGUAACCACGAUACCUGUUAGAAGUACUAGGCUCCUGAUAUUUGGUCUUUUCUUGUUUUUUAGCAUCAGCAAAUCCAGGGAAAACUCUUAGAAGCUGUCUAAAUAUGUUGCUAAGCCAUGCAAUGUGCAAUUUAGCCUGCAUGUAGAAGUUUGCUCAUUGUUGCUGAUGGAUUGAGUCCUCUCAGAAGUUUCUGGCUUAUGAAAUAGAUGUAGUUUUUAAAGCUGUAGUGCUUUCUGAUACUAGAUCAGUAAAAUAUUGGAGAUUGUUUCAUUCAAAAACAUUUGACGACUAUUACGCAGAAAAACUGCACUACUACAGGGUGCUCUUUCAUUCUGAUCAUUUCUGUCUCUAGUUAGCGGUACGCUGAGUGUUUGAUGGUACUGAGUUGAGACACUAAAAAUCAGUCAUGCUGAAUAAUGAAUCCACUGUUUGCUGGACGCCUUAUAUAUAUAUAUAUAUCGAUCACCUUUAACAUGUGAAAUCUUAUCGACACACCUCUACCUGCUCUGUGGUACGUGCGGACAUGAAUCCUUGCCAUAUUACAGAGCGUCUUCCUUUGGUUUUGACUCAUCAAUCAUCCUUUCCUUUUAAUUCCCAGAUCAGCGCAUUCCCAACCUGUUCUCUGAAUUAUACCCCCACAUUUUCCAACAGGUGUUUUUCAAGCUCAGACCACAUCAAAUAUAACAUUUCUGAGUUCCUCUGUAGUGGAAACGCUCCUUACUAAAGAAUUAACUUGUUUCCGAUGUUUUCUGGCUCUUGUCUGAGGUCGAAUUCCCCCUUUAUGAGUGAUGAAAUUAAAAUACUGCAGUCAUAAGUCAUUCUCAAAGAGCUACAUGUCAGCACACAUCCAAUUCUUGUUAACAUUUUCAGCCAUCACAGCAGAUUAAAAUGUGCAUUGAUAUUGUUUUAUUCUCUGAACGUCCUCUGUGACUUUAUACCAAAGUUUAGCAGUAACUGCUCUGGCAAUAUUCCAAUGCUGCUUUUUUGUAUUGUUGUAUCUUUGCAUUUAGUAUUUUAUGGACCUUGUUUGCCUGUACAUUCUGUAAAGCAUGUCUAAAGAGCCUUUUUUUUUGUUACGUAGCAAUUAUUCAAAAUAUUAAACAUGAA
Messenger RNA from Cheilinus undulatus (humphead wrasse), 7500 nucleotides. RefSeq names its product leucine-rich repeats and immunoglobulin-like domains 2 (gene lrig2). The record is from RefSeq and is a predicted model, not a curated record. NCBI's taxonomy places the organism in Eukaryota, Metazoa, Chordata, Actinopteri, Labriformes, Labridae. Gene Ontology annotation, molecular function: protein binding. The coding region runs from base 456 to 3656 and encodes 1066 amino acids. The transcript has 18 exons.